Molecule: messenger RNA, 1827 nt
Organism: Williopsis jadinii
Lineage: Eukaryota; Fungi; Ascomycota; Saccharomycetes; Phaffomycetales; Wickerhamomycetaceae
Gene: SSZ1
Product: ribosome-associated complex protein SSZ1
Exons: 1
Coding region: 52-1668 (538 amino acids)
Biological process (GO): protein folding
Cellular component (GO): nucleus; cytosol
Molecular function (GO): ATP binding; ATP-dependent protein folding chaperone
Source: RefSeq, a predicted model, not a curated record
AGUUUGAAGGGUAUACAGGGACUUGUUCUUAAACAUUACAAACACUCUAGAAUGGUUUACAUUGGUAUCUCAUUUGGUAACACCACAUCUUCAAUUGCUGCUCCAUCAAAGGACGGCUCUAUCGAGGUCAUUGCUAACCCAGAUGGUGAGCGUGCGAUCCCAUCUGCUUUGGCUUACAUUGGUGAUGAUGAGUACCACGGUGGUCAAGCUUUGGCUCAUUUGAUUAGAAACCCUCAAAACACCAUCAUCAACUUCAGAGACUUCCUCGGUGAGUCUUAUGAAAAGGUUGACCCAACUUUGACGGAGAAGAGUGCGAAGGCUCAAGAUUUGAACGGCUCUGUUGGAUUUGAAGUCUCCAUUGGUGAAGACAAGGAAGCUUUAAAGCUUACUGCACAGGAGAUCACUGUUAGACACUUGAAGAACUUGAAAGCUGCAGCUGAAGACUAUUUGGGUAAGUCUGUUGAAGGUACUGUGAUUGCCAUCCCAACCAACUUUACAGAUGCUCAAAAGAAGGAGUUGAACAGUGCCGCUUCUGAAGCCGGUCUUAAAGUGGUUCAAUUUAUCAGCGAGCCAUCUGCUGCCUUGUUGGCACACACAUCUGUUGACGAUAAGCUUAUCACAGAUAAGACAUAUGUUGUUGCUGAUUUUGGUGGUGUCAGAUCCGAUGCUGCAGUGAUCUCUGUCCGUGGUGGUAUUCUCACAGUACUCGCCACUGCCCAUGACUACGAACUUGGCGGUGACAAGUUGGACGAUGCUCUCAGUGAAUACAUUGCAAAGGAAUUUGAGAAGAAGUACAAAGUUGAUCCAAGAAAGACUGCUCGUUCUUUAGCUAAGCUUAAAGACGCUGCCAUCUUAGCAAGAAAGACGCUUUCAAACGUUUCCACUGCUACGAUCUCCAUUGAAUCUCUAGCUGAAGGUAUUGACUUCCACUCUUCCAUAAACAGAUUGCGUUAUGAAUUGACUGCUAGAAACGUUUUGAACCAAAUGACCGAUUUCGUCGAAGCCGUUGUCAAGAAAGCCAACUUGGAUGUGUUGGACAUUGAUGAAGUGUUGCUCGUUGGUGGUGUUUCAAACACACCAAAGCUUGCGUCAAACAUCGAGGCUGUUUUCCCAGAGUCCACCGCUGUUAUUGCCCCAUCUACUGAUUCUAAGGCCACCUACCCAGAGGAGCUUGUUGCGCGUGGUGCAUCCAUCCAAGCCUCCUUGUUGGAGAACUUUGACGACGAGGAGAUUGCUGAAUCCCAAUCCCCAGUCAUCAUCAACACGCAGCACUUGACCAAGGCCAUUGGUCUGGUCGGUGCUGAAGGUGAGUUCAUCACUGUUCUGAAACAGGAGUCCACUUACCCAAUCCGCAAGACCUUGACACUGAACUCUCCAAAGGGUGACGUUCUUUUGACCAUUGUCGAAGGUGAGGCCACCGUCAAGGAGACCACCUUGGAGCCGGAAGCCCCAGAAGACGAUGAUGAGUACUCAGACGAAGAACCAGAGGUGAUCAAGGAGAAGCUCUACAUCCCAGGUAAGAAGCUCGCAGAGUUGGCCGUCAGAGACGUCACCACCGACACCUUGGACGUUGUGUUCAACAUCACAAAGGAAGGUACCCUCUCUGUGAGCGCCAGAGAGCCAAGACAAGGCUCUGUUCCAUUCAAGGGAGAAGUCUCUCAUGACUGAGAACACCGUGUAAGCCUUUCACUCGGACUUGUUUAGUGCUUCAAAUAGAGAAAACAACAACAAACACUGAAUUGCGUAGCUUAUGUAAUCCCGCCGUGACACAAAAAGCCGUUGCGAUGAACUGGCGGUUGGCGCAACACACAUGAAAAUUUUUCUUUC